This is a messenger RNA of Arachis ipaensis, 530 nucleotides long. RefSeq lists its product as uncharacterized. NCBI's taxonomy places the organism in Eukaryota, Viridiplantae, Streptophyta, Magnoliopsida, Fabales, Fabaceae. The record is from RefSeq and is a predicted model, not a curated record.
GUCUGAAAAGGUAAAGAUUGAUUAACCAAAAAAGGAUGUGAGUGGUGCCCCAGCAAAGAAAGUCAAUGUUGCUGUUCCAAAGAAAGAUGAAGAGGACGAGGACUCUGAUGGUGACGAUGAUGACGACGAUGACGAUGAGUUUGAUGAUGAGGAUGAAUCUGGAAGUGAGAUGGAUGCUGAUAGUGAUGAGGACGGGAGUGAUGAAGAUGAAGAGACACCUGUGAAGAAAGUUGACCAGGGAAAGAAGAGACCAAAUGUGUCUGCAACAAAAACUCCAGUUCCUGCUGCUAAGAAAGCUAAAAAUGUAACUCCUGAAAAGUCUGGUGGCAAGAAAAUUGCACAUGCACCAACCCCUCACCCCGUGAAGAAAGGUGGAAAUCCGAACAGCGCAGGGAAGUUCCAGUCACCUAAAACUGGUUCACAGCAGCAGAAAAAGGGUGGAAAGAAGGGUGGUCAUUGAUCAUGAAGUUUCUAAUAUGUACUAAUUUUUGCUUUUAUUGCAUUGGAAUAUCGUAAUCGGUGUAAUGGUU